This is a messenger RNA of Rubroshorea leprosula, 1378 nucleotides long. Lineage: Eukaryota; Viridiplantae; Streptophyta; Magnoliopsida; Malvales; Dipterocarpaceae. The record is from the annotation of a GenBank genome assembly.
UUUUAUCUUCUAUUUGAAUUCGAACAUCCUGAAUUACAUAAAACCUGGUGAAUAUCAAUUCGAAAAGCCUAAAUCGAAAACCAUGGAGAAUCUGUUCGAGGACAUUAAGAGAAGCAGGUCCACACACGAAGAGUCAGCAACCCUGAAUCAUCUUCCUAAAGAGGUUCUGAUUCGGAUAUUCUCGAUGCUUCCGAUUCACUCGGAAUCAAUGGCGCAAUGCAGGUGCGUAUGCAAAACCUGGCGAACCCUAAUCAACGACCCACUCCUUGCUCAUCUCUCCAAUCCAGUCCCAGUUAUCAUCAUCCAUAAACAUUCCCCAAUUCGAGAUUUCCUUUACUUUAUAGAUCUUCCUUCCCUCCAACAGAACGAGGCAAAGUCCUUGACAGCAAAGGAAAUUCGCAUUCCGGCGAUGCUAUGUCACUUCGAUCUGAGAGCUUCAUGCAACGGAUUGCUUUGUUUACGGGAAUAUUUCAAAGACAGUUCUCUCCAUGUUUGUAACCCUUUUACCCGAGAUUAUAUCCAACUCCCCGAAUCUGCAGGGGAUGUGAAACGAAUAAUUCCAAUAAUAUCAUUCGGUUUCGAUCCCAAGACCAUGGAAUACAAGGUCUGCAAAAUAACUAAGGUUGCUCAGCGUAGGGAAUCUGAGGUUCAGAUUUUAAGCAUUGGAAGAGGAACAUGGAGGUUCUUGGGAAAGUUACCUUACUGGUUUAGACAGGAGGCAAUUACCCCUUAUGUGAAUGGGAGGCUUCACUGGAUUACUAGUGAUGGGGGUCUAAUUUCUUUAGACUUGGAAACUGAGGAAUUCAUAGAUAUUCCGAAGCCUGAUUGGAGUAGUCAAACCUGGGACAGGUCCAUGCGUCCUAUGGUCUUCCAAAACCGCCUGUCAGUAAUGGUUGAGGUAAGGUUAUUAGGUGAAUGGAGGUUGUGGAUGAUGGACGAAUAUGGGAAGAAGGAGUCUUGGAGAGAAGCGUUCAGGUUUCAGAAAGAAUCGAUUCUGGAAUCAAGGAUUCGGAAUGGUUACCGAGCUCCAAGCGUGGAUGUGAGAGUUGUAGGCAUUAUGGAAAAUGGCGAGGUGUUGUUAGAGUACUGUGACUCGAGAUGGCAAUAUGUUGCUCUUUAUGACUCAAUUUCUGAAACGUCAAAGCGAUUUAUUGUUGAUGGAUUGCCAGCUAAUGUUUAUGGGAAAGCAGUUGUUCAUAUGGCCAGCCCCAGUGGGAUCCCCAGGUGACUGAUUUUACCACUAUGUAUGUCUUUAAUUAGUACACAAAAAGAACCGAUGAUUUGUUGAUCCAAGUGAAAUAGAUUUGAUUUUUGAGUCUCGAAUUCGAGUAUUGUAGAUGAAUACUUAAUUUCAGAUUAAUCAAACUCAAUGUGAUUA